GUCGUGUCCUUUUUAGACUAGCGUCAGCUUUGUACAAUUCCUUCUGCCACUGCUGUCUGCUGUUAGUUGACGUGGACAAACUGAAACUGGUACAGGGACUCAACUCGCAUCAGGACACUAAAUAAAAAUGCCUGGUCCAGCAGCAAGUGCAACUAAUGUUGGGGCCUCCAGCAGAUCCCCAAGCAAGACAGUGGCUCCCCGGGCUGCUGGCUCCACAGUCAGACAGAGGAAAGCCACUAGCAGUGGAACCCGCAGUGGUGGCAGAGCGACGGGGUCAGCUGGUACCGGGGGAAUGUGGCGCUUCUACACUGAGGACUCACCAGGACUUAAAGUUGGUCCUGUGCCAGUGCUGGUGAUGAGCCUGCUCUUCAUCGCUUCCGUCUUCAUGCUUCAUAUUUGGGGAAAGUACACGCGCUCUUAGAGACCUCUGCCCUCUACUUAAUAUUGGACCAAACAAUAUCAUCAUGAAGUCACAAGACAGAGGCGAAAGGAUUUUUACCUUUUUUUUAUUUUUAUUUUUUUCAGUCCAUAUACUGUGGAAGUCCAACUUGUUGACAUGGGUGACAAACAUGCUUGCCCUACCACGGAUAUGUGUUCACUUUUUUCCAUCAGCUGCUUGUUUUCUUUCCUGAAAUGAAGACUCACUCAGUCCUCACAUUCAAUUUCUCUAAACGCUGAAAUGUAUUUUUUGUAUUUGUACAAAAUGUCAUUUAACAUUGUACAAUAAAAGUUUAAUUGGUGUAUUUUCUUUUCAGCAAUUUGAGAAAACCCACAUCCAUCGAGGAGAUCAUUGUCUGCUUUCACUUAUUGUAUUUAUUGUCAAGUAAACAUCAAGCACAAGAAAUAACCAAAUGUCUAGAUGGAUUAAUCCAAAGAACCCAGGGCAUCCAUCGCAAUAGUCUGCGGUAGUAUACUGUACCAUUGAGCAUAUAUUAAAAUAGAUCAAAUUAAGGAGCAUUGUAAGAAUUACACCUGAUGUAUGUUAUUUUAAUUUGGUUUUAUUUCUGACGAAUAUAUUUGCCAAAUUACCGUGAACUGGCCUCACUUACUAAAAUGGCAAAACCU
Messenger RNA from Synchiropus splendidus (mandarinfish), 1065 nucleotides. It is a transcript of the gene sec61b, whose product is annotated as SEC61 translocon subunit beta. The coding region runs from base 128 to 421 and encodes 97 amino acids. NCBI's taxonomy places the organism in Eukaryota, Metazoa, Chordata, Actinopteri, Syngnathiformes, Callionymidae. Gene Ontology annotation, biological process: intracellular protein transport. The transcript is spliced from 4 exons. The record is from RefSeq and is a predicted model, not a curated record. Gene Ontology annotation, cellular component: Sec61 translocon complex.